Abrus precatorius (Indian licorice) is the source of this 549-nucleotide messenger RNA. RefSeq names its product bZIP transcription factor 27-like. The record is from RefSeq and is a predicted model, not a curated record. The transcript has 3 exons. The coding region runs from base 1 to 549 and encodes 182 amino acids. NCBI's taxonomy places the organism in Eukaryota, Viridiplantae, Streptophyta, Magnoliopsida, Fabales, Fabaceae. Gene Ontology annotation, molecular function: DNA-binding transcription factor activity. Gene Ontology annotation, cellular component: nucleus. Gene Ontology annotation, biological process: positive regulation of DNA-templated transcription.
AUGGAAGAGGUGUGGAAAGACAUCAACCUGGCUUCCUUGAACGACCAAAACACUCGUCCAACAACAAACCAUUCUAACUUGGGAGGAGUAAUCUUUCAAGACUUUCUGGCCAUAGACCCACCAAACAACACCAACACCAUUCUGUCUUCUGCUUCUUCAGAAAGUGCUUCUCUUUACCGUCCUGCUUCUCCGGCCCCACCCCCACCCCCUCCCCCUCCCCCUCUCACUGCUCUCAGCUUGCAUUUUGAUCCUCUUACACCCAAACCCUCGAACCCUUCCUCAUUCCGCACCUUCACUUUGGGCACCAAAAGAUUUCCCGAUACCCUUCCUGAUUGCAGCCUCGGUGACCGAAGAAACAAGCGUAUGAUCAAGAAUCGUGAAUCCGCCGCACGAUCACGAGCUUACACCAAUGAGCUGGAGCUUAAAGUUGAGCACUUAAGGGAAGAGAAUGCAAGACUCAGAAGACAGCAACAACAGUUGAGUGAAGCCGCAGCCACACAGCAGAUAAAGAAAGGGAGCCUAUAUAGAACAUCUACGGCUCCAUUUUGA